Priapulus caudatus is the source of this 1362-nucleotide messenger RNA. RefSeq names its product cation channel sperm-associated protein subunit beta-like. Lineage: Eukaryota; Metazoa; Priapulida; Priapulimorpha; Priapulimorphida; Priapulidae. The coding region runs from base 2 to 499 and encodes 165 amino acids. Gene Ontology annotation, cellular component: cilium; CatSper complex. The record is from RefSeq and is a predicted model, not a curated record. The transcript has 3 exons.
CAUGACAGUAGAACAGCCGGAAAGAGAUUCGUACAUCCUCUUUACUCCGUACCUCGUCAGUUUUAAGGAGAUUAAUGACAGGACUGACUACAUUGUGAGUGUGGAGGAUGUGGACAUGCCUGUGCUAGAUGCAAUGAUGGCCGACAGCAGGAUUGAUUAUCCCAACAACAUCAACCAUCCGGAAACGGUGCUCCUGAUUCUAAUCGGAUCCGGACUCUUUCACUUCCAAGUGAAGGUCUUUCAGGGUCUCAGCUACUGCAGCCUGCAGGACGAGUUUCAGAUCUAUGUCGACGACGCUCCGUUACCUUACCCGCUACAAUUCCUCAUCAACUCGUUCGUCGCCAUCCUCAUAGGGGGCGUGCUGUUCGUCGUAUACCUGUGGUACCUCAACAAGCAUCACGUAACGCGCGUGCGCAAGGCGGGGUCGCGGUGUCAAGACCUGCACGCGAUAGCGCACGACUACACGGCUGACGAUCGCAAGACGUCGAUGUAUGUAUGACAGCGUCAUCACACCAACGCCUGCCGAGGUCUGGGCGGAUGCUGGGAUGUUCACGGGAUAUGCAGAUGCUGGAAUAUGGCAGGAUGUUGGGAUAUUGCCGGAUGCUAGGAUAUCGCCGGAUGCUGGGAUAUCGCAGGAUGCUGGGAUAGGGCAGGAUAUUGGGAUAUGGUAGGAUGCUGGGAUAUGGUAGGAUGCUGGGAUGUCGCCGGAUGCUGGGAUAUCGCCGGAUGCUGGUAUAUGGCAGGAUGUUGGGAUAUCGCAGGAUGCUGGGAUGUCGCAGGAUGCUGGGAUAUGGUAGGAUGCUGGGAUAUGGCAGGAUGUUGGGAUGUCGCUGGAUGCUUGGAUAUUGCCCGAUGUUGAUAUCUUAUCGAAUGCUGGAUUGCACCCAAUGCUAGAAUCUGAUCGUAAGCUGGAAUCUUACCGGAUGCUGGGACCUCACAAGAUUCUGGGAUCUGGACGAAUGUUGGGUCCUUGCUAGAUUUUAGCAUCACUGUAUAUGCUUGGAUUCUCCAAAUGGUGGGAUGACUCUGGAUGUUAAUUCUCGCGGGAUUUAGAUCACAUUAGAUGCUGGCUUCACUUCAGAUAUGCAGGGACAUCCACAGAUGCUGUAAUCUUACCGGUUGCCAGUCUUAUUACGUCGCAGUUUUUCAUUACGUGUGUAAUUCGUUCGUUUAAAUUUAGUCUCCUGAGAGAUUUAAGAUUAUGGCGUUAUCAAUUUACUCAAGUUCGUUAAUUCGUAAUCUGUUAUCUACUGUGUUGGCUGUUGAGUUAACACAUUCUGUGAAGUGUUGGUGUUAUUUUAGCUGCGUUAUGGAAACCUACCACUGAGUGGCUUACAAUGAAAUAAAAAUUUCUUCACAAUU